This is a messenger RNA of Acanthopagrus latus (yellowfin seabream), 2443 nucleotides long. It is a transcript of the gene abcb6b, whose product is annotated as ATP-binding cassette, sub-family B (MDR/TAP), member 6b. NCBI's taxonomy places the organism in Eukaryota, Metazoa, Chordata, Actinopteri, Spariformes, Sparidae. The record is from RefSeq and is a predicted model, not a curated record. Gene Ontology annotation, molecular function: ATP binding; ATP hydrolysis activity; ABC-type heme transporter activity. Gene Ontology annotation, cellular component: membrane. The coding region runs from base 28 to 1953 and encodes 641 amino acids. The transcript has 18 exons. Gene Ontology annotation, biological process: transmembrane transport; heme transport.
UCAGAGGGAUGAAGGAUUCUGUGUGUGAUGCCUGACAUCAUCAUCACUACACUGAUUAUCCGACCACCUCUCUCUCUCUCCCUCCAGAUCCAACACUGCUCCCCUCCCUCCUCCCCUUCCUGGCCGUCUGUCUGGCAAGGCUUUGGUAGGAAGGCGAGGCUGUUGCUGCCGUACGUCUGGCCCAAAGGCACUCCAGCGCUGCAGGUCCUCGUGCUGCUCUGCGUUGGCCUUCUGGCAACAGAGCGACUGGUCAAUGUGCUGGUGCCUGUUUACUCCAAGAACAUUGUGAAUGAGCUCUCCGCAGGAGGUGGCUGGACUUCGCUGAUCGCCACUGUCUGCAUCUACACACUGCUCAAGUUCCUACAAGGAGGCGGUGCAGGCACCUCUGGUUUCAUCAGCAACCUCCGUCAGUUCAUGUGGAUCAAAGUUCAGCAGUUUACCAGCAAAGGUGUUCAGGUGUGUUUGUUUUCCCACCUGCAUGGUUUAUCUCUGCGCUGGCACCUGGACAGACGCACCGGAGACGUGCUGAGGAGCAUCGACAGAGGCACCUCCUCCAUCAACAACCUGCUGAGCUACAUCCUGUUCAGUAUCCUUCCCACCAUCUGUGACAUCAUCAUUGCCAUCAUCUACUUUGUGUCCUACUUCAGUGUCUGGUUUGGACUCAUUGUUUUCACCUGCAUGGUCCUCUACCUCACCUGUACCAUCCUGAUCACAGAGUGGAGGACUAAAUACAGGAGAGAGAUGAACAAUCAAGACAACAGGGCCAAGUCCAGAGCCGUGGACUCACUGCUCAACUUUGAGACGGUCAAAUAUUACAGCGCUGAAGAUUAUGAAGUCCACUGCUUUGAGGAAGCCAUUCUGAAAUAUCAACACUGCGAGUGGAAGAGCUCAGCAUCCCUGGCGCUGCUCAAUCAGACCCAGAACGUCAUCAUCGGAUCAGGACUGCUGGCUGGAUCUCUGCUCUGUGCCUACCUGGUCUCUGAGGGACAGUUCCAGGUUGGAGACUAUGUUCUGUUUGGAACCUACAUCAUCCAGCUGUACACUCCUCUCAACUGGUUUGGGACCUACUACAGGCUGAUCCAGGGAGCAUUUGUCGAUAUGGAGAACAUGCUGGCACUGUUGACAGAGCAGAAAGAGGUGCAGGAUGCUGAGGAUGCACAGAACUUGCAGCUCACAGCAGGUCAGGUGGAGUUUGACAGAGUCUGUUUCAGCUACGUGCCUGGCACUGAGGUCCUCAGGGAUGUGACCUUUACGGUGGAGGCAGGACAGACAGUGGCUUUGGUCGGUCCGUCUGGGUCAGGGAAAAGCUCCAUCCUGCGUCUGUUGUUCAGGUUCUACGACCCCCAGAGAGGCAGCAUCCGCAUCGACGGUCAGGACAUUUCCAAGGUGUACCAGUCCUCUCUGAGGUCCUACAUCGGUGUGGUUCCCCAGGAUACGGUACUGUUCAACGACACCAUCGGCAACAACAUCCGCUACAGUCGUGUUACUGCUGGCAACCAGGAGGUGGAGAGAGCUGCCAUGGCUGCAGACAUACACACCAGGAUACUGGAGCUACCUCAGGGGUACGACACAGAGGUGGGGGAGAGAGGUCUGAAGCUCAGUGGUGGGGAGAAGCAGAGAGUGGCAAUCGCUCGAACCAUCCUGAAAGAGCCUCAGAUCAUUCUGCUAGAUGAGGCCACUUCCUCACUGGACACCCAGACUGAGAGGAACAUCCAGGCUUCACUGGCCAAGGUCUGCACCAACAGGACAACUAUAGUGGUCGCGCACAGGCUGUCCACCAUUGUUGCAGCAGACCAGAUCCUGGUGCUUCACAAUGGACAGAUAGCAGAGAGAGGGAGACACGAGGAGCUGCUGGUCCAGGGAGGUGUGUACGCAGCCAUGUGGAUGAAACAGCAGAAAAGUCUCGACACACAGACAGACACACAGAUGAACAGUCAGACUCAAGACACCUGACAGUGACGUACUGACAUUAACCUAACUAACCUUGUGUCUCUGCGCCUGUCGCUAAAGUCUGGAGCAACAUCCCCAACUGUGAACUGAGGUUACAACUCAAAUAGGAACAGUAGAAAGGGUUCACGACAAUGACAUCACUUUUCUUCAGUUUUGUUAAUGAAGCAUUACUUUCACAGCCAACUGUCUCCCAAGAAUUACCAUCGAUUUUGUAUUUCAGUUUUCACGCAGCAAUGGGAAAAAUAUGGUAAAUGUCGAGGCGUGAGCUUCCUCUGCAGCAGAACAACAUCCAGCGGUCAGAUGUGCCAGUCUUCAGGAGCUGAGGCGAUUAUGUUACUGGGAAUGUUUUGGUAAAAACAUCCUGGAUAGGCUGAAAAUGCAGAUGUCAAAGGUUGCUGUUUGGAGUAAAGCUAUAUGAGCAGCCUGAGGGCCUCUUGGAGGAAGACAGAUGGAGAGUGUGUUUUAGCUGGAACUGUCUUGUUAGCAAUAAAAG